UAAGCAGCUGUUGUGUGAUGUGAUGAUUGUGGCGGAAGAUGUCGAGAUAGAAGCCCACCGCGUGGUCCUGGCAGCCUGCAGCCCCUACUUCUGUGCGAUGUUCACAGGUGACAUGUCUGAGAGUAAAGCCAAGAAGGUGGAAAUCAAGGACAUGGAUGGACAGACCCUCAGUAAGCUGAUUGACUACAUUUACACUGCGGAAAUUGAGGUGACGGAAGAGAAUGUGCAGGUGCUGCUUCCAGCAGCCAGCUUGCUGCAGCUCCUGGAUGUUCGGCAGAACUGCUGUGACUUCCUGCAGUCUCAGUUGCACCCCACCAAUUGCCUGGGCAUCCGUGCAUUUGCAGAUGUGCACACCUGCACUGACCUUCUGCAGCAGGCCAACGCCUAUGCAGAGCAGCACUUUCCAGAGGUGAUGCUGGGGGAAGAGUUUCUUAGCCUAACUCUGGACCAGGUGUGCAGCUUGAUAUCCAGUGACAAGCUGACUGUUUCCUCAGAAGAGAAGGUGUUUGAAGCUGUGAUUUCUUGGAUCAAUUAUGAGAAAGAGACCCGGUUAGAGCACAUGGCAAGGUUAAUGGAACAUGUCCGACUCCCACUCUUACCUAGGGAUUACCUAGUCCAGACAGUUGAAGAGGAAGCUUUGAUAAAGAAUAACAACACCUGUAAGGACUUCCUCAUCGAGGCCAUGAAAUACCAUCUGCUCCCUCUGGAUCAGAGGCUCUUGAUUAAGAAUCCCAGGACCAAGCCCCGGACUCCAGUCAGCCUGCCCAAGGUCAUGAUUGUAGUUGGCGGCCAGGCACCCAAGGCCAUCCGCAGUGUGGAAUGCUAUGACUUCGAGGAGGACCGGUGGGAUCAGAUCGCGGAGCUUCCCUCUAGGAGAUGCAGAGCAGGUGUGGUGUUCAUGGCUGGCCAUGUGUAUGCUGUGGGCGGGUUUAAUGGCUCACUGCGGGUGCGGACAGUGGACGUGUAUGACGGCGUGAAGGACCAGUGGACGUCCAUUGCCAGCAUGCAGGAGCGGCGCAGCACGCUGGGCGCGGCGGUGCUCAAUGAUCUCCUCUAUGCGGUGGGAGGCUUUGAUGGUAGUACCGGCCUAGCGUCAGUGGAAGCAUACAGCUACAAGACCAACGAGUGGUUCUUCGUGGCCCCAAUGAACACGCGACGGAGCAGUGUGGGCGUGGGCGUCGUGGAGGGGAAGCUGUAUGCUGUUGGGGGUUAUGAUGGGGCUUCUCGCCAGUGCCUGAGCACCGUGGAGCAGUACAACCCAGCCACCAACGAGUGGAUAUACGUUGCAGACAUGAGCACCCGCCGCAGUGGUGCAGGGGUCGGGGUGCUCAGUGGACAGCUGUACGCCACAGGUGGGCACGAUGGGCCCUUGGUGAGGAAGAGUGUUGAGGUAUAUGAUCCUGGAACAAACACCUGGAAGCAGGUGGCCGACAUGAAUAUGUGCCGGCGCAAUGCAGGGGUCUGUGCAGUGAACGGGCUCCUGUAUGUGGUCGGAGGGGACGAUGGAUCCUGCAACUUGGCCUCAGUGGAGUAUUACAAUCCCAUCACUGACAAAUGGACACUACUGCCAACCAACAUGAGCACAGGGCGGAGCUAUGCAGGUGUUGCUGUGAUUCACAAGUCAUUGUGACCCAAACUCCCACAGUCAGGAAGUAGAGGAAGGAGUGGGUGCUGCUUGUGACUUGGAGCAGCAGGACCAUGACAACCGAAUGAGACUCCUGGGUGGGCCCAAGGUGUUGUGAAGACCACCCUCCUCUGAGUUGGCAGACUGGCAUCGUCCCUCACAGUGUGGACACUGAUGACCCACCUCCUGCUCCCCUGAGUGCUUUGGCCUCUGCCCUGAGCAGUGGAGUUUCUUCAGCCCUAGC
Molecule: messenger RNA, 1868 nt
Organism: Castor canadensis (American beaver)
Lineage: Eukaryota; Metazoa; Chordata; Mammalia; Rodentia; Castoridae
Source: RefSeq, a predicted model, not a curated record